This is a messenger RNA of Eurypyga helias (sunbittern), 3546 nucleotides long. RefSeq names its product PR domain containing 11 (gene PRDM11). Lineage: Eukaryota; Metazoa; Chordata; Aves; Eurypygiformes; Eurypygidae. The transcript has 7 exons. Gene Ontology annotation, molecular function: protein binding. The record is from RefSeq and is a predicted model, not a curated record. Bases 1 to 3546 code for a protein of 1181 amino acids.
AUGAGUGAAAACUUGAAGGACUGUUUGAUCCAGACCCAGGCUUCCUUAGGGGAGAUGGUGACGAUAAAAACAGAAGCCUGCUCUCCGCGCCGGGACCAGGAGUAUGGACAACCUUGCUCUGGAAGGCCUGACCUGCAGUCCAUGGAGGUGGAGCCCAAGAAACUGAAAGGGAGACGGGAUUUGAUCAUGACCAAGAGCUUUCAGCAGGUGGAUUUCUGGUUCUGCGAGUCCUGCCAGGAGUACUUUGUGGAUGAGUGCCCAAACCACGGCCCCCCAGUGUUUGUGUCUGACACCCCAGUGCCCGUUGGCAUCCCUGACCGGGCAGCGCUGACCAUCCCGCCUGGAAUGGAGGUAGUGAAAGAGCCCAGCGGGGAGAACGACGUACGCUGUAUGAAUGAGGUGAUCCCCAAAGGUCACAUCUUCGGGCCGUACGAGGGGCAGAUCUCUAGCCAGGACAAGUCCGCAGGCUUCUUCUCGUGGCUGAUCGUUGAUAAGAACAACCGCUACAAAUCCAUCGAUGGGACAGAUGAAACCAAAGCAAACUGGAUGAGGUACGUGAUCAUCUCCCGGGAGGAGCGGGAGCAGAACCUUAUGGCCUUCCAGCACAGCGAGAGGAUUUACUUCCGCGCCUGCCGUGACAUCCGCCCUGGGGAGAAGCUGCGGGUCUGGUACAGCGAGGAUUACAUGAAGCGGUUGCAUAGUAUGUCCCAGGAGACCAUCAACAGAAAUCUCACAAGCGGAGACAAAAAGUUGCAGAGGGAAAAGUCAGAAAAGAAUGUGGAAAAUCAAGAGGAUGGGAGGGGGCCGCUCCAGUUCGCCCUCUUAAAGCAAGGGAAGAGCCCCUACAAACGCAGCUGUGACGAGGGGGAAUCCCACCCCCAAACAAAGAAAAAAAAGAUUGACCUCAUCUUCAAAGACGUCCUGGAGGCCUCCUUGGAGUCAGCCAAAUUUGAAGAGAACCAGUUGGCAACAAGUACCAUCAGAAAAGCGUCUACCUACCCAGCUGAGGACAUCUUUGAGAGGUGUGGUGGUGCCAUGCAGCACGGCUCCUUGAACCUCAGCAGAAACCGGAGCGAGGGGGAAUGGAAGGUCCCCCACGGUUCCUCUUUCAGCUCAGCCAAAGAGGUGGGCAUCCUUGAAGAUGAGGAAGAAGAGCCCCUGUCGCUCAAAGCAGACAGUCCGACUGAGCUGUCACUGGCCUCUGCACAAGGCAACUCCCACGAAAUCCCCACCACCUCCUUUUGCCCCAACUGCAUCCGUCUGAAGAAGAAGAUUCGGGAGCUGCAGGCUGAGUUAGACAUGCUGAGAUCUGGGAAGUUACCCGAGCCACCUGUGUUACCGCCCCAGGUACCCGAGCUCCAAGAGUUCUCGGACCCCACAGCUUCAGAAAGCAUCAUCUCUGUUCCCACCAUCAUGGAGGACGAUGACCAAGAGGUGGAUUCUGCUGAUGAAUCGGUUUCCAAUGACAUGAUUGCUGCUACAGACGAGCCUUCCAAGAUGUCUUCUGCGACGGGCCGGAGGAUACGGCGGUUCAAGCAAGAGUGGCUUAAAAAGUUUUGGUUUCUGCGGUACUCCCCGACAUUAAAUGAAAUGUGGUGCCACGUCUGUAGGCAGUACACAGUGCAAUCCUCUCGGACUUCAGCCUUCAUCAUUGGCUCAAAGCAGUUCAAGAUACACACGAUAAAGCUCCACAGCCAGAGCAACCUCCACAAGAAGUGCCUGCAGCUUUACAAGCUCAGGAUGCACCCAGAGAAGACGGAAGAGAUGUGCCGAAAUAUGACCCUGCUCUUCAAUACAGCCUACCACUUGGCCCUGGAGGGCAGGCCCUACUACGACUUUCGGCCUCUGGCAGAACUACUGAGAAAGUGCGAACUGAAGGUGGUGGAUCAGUACAUGAACGAGGGAGACUGCCAAAUCUUAAUCCACCAUAUCGCCCGGGCUCUUCGAGAGGACCUGGUUGAACGCAUCCGACAGUCUCCCUUCCUCAGCAUCAUUCUGGACGGGCAGAGUGAUGACUUGCUGGCAGACACGGUUGCGGUUUAUGUACAGUACACAAGCAGCGAUGGGCCUCCGGCAACGGAAUUCCUGUCUCUUCAGGAACUGGGCUUUUGUACAACAGACAGUUACCUCCAAGCGUUAGACAGGGCUUUUUCCAGCCUGGGAAUACGACUGCAGGAUGAGAAGCCAACUAUUGGCUUGGGAGUCGAUGGUGCUAACAUUACCGCCAGCCUGAGAGCCAACUUGUUCAUGACAAUCAGAAAGACCUUGCCCUGGCUUCUCUGCCUGCCCUUUAUGGUGCACAGGCCCCACUUGGAAAUUUUGGAUGCAAUCAGCGGGAAGGAACUGCCGUGCCUGGAGGAGCUAGAAAACAAUUUGAAGCAACUGCUCAGUUUCUAUCGUUACUCUCCCCGACUCAUGUGUGAGUUGAGGGUCACUGCAGCCACUCUGUGCGAGGAGACUGAGUUUUUGGGGGACAUUCGAGCGGUGAAGUGGAUCAUUGGGGAGCAGAAUGUGCUCAACGCUCUAAUCAAGGAUUACCUUGAGGUCGUGGCCCAUCUCAAAGACGUCAGCGGCCAGACCCAAAGGGCAGAUGCUUCCGCCAUUGCCUUGGCCCUCCUGCAGUUCCUGAUGGACUACCAGUCGAUUAAACUCAUCUACUUCCUGCUGGAUGUGAUUGCUGUGCUUUCACGCCUCGCCUACGUCUUCCAAGGGGAGUACCUUCUUGUGUCGCAGGUGGAUGAUAAAAUAGAGGAGGCCAUCCAGGAAAUCAGCCGGCUAGCAGACUCGCCCGGGGAGUACCUGCAGGAAUUUGAGGAGAACUUCCGUGAAAGCUUUAAUGGCAUUGCUGUGAAAAACCUACGGGUGGCUGAAGCCAAAUUCCAGUCGAUCAGAGAAAAGAUCUGCCAGAAGACCCAGGUGAUCCUAGCCCAAAGGUUUGAUUCCCGUAGCCGGACAUUUGUGAAGGCCUGUCAGGUAUUUGACCUCACAGCUUGGCCCAGAAGCACUGAUGAGCUCAUGAGCUAUGGGAAGGAGGAUAUGGUACAAAUAUUUGAACACCUGGAGACGGUCCCAUGGUUUUCCAGAGAGGUUUGCAGAGAGGGGAUGGACACCCGAGGGAGUCUGCUGAUGGAGUGGCGAGAACUCAAGGUGGAUUAUUAUACCAAAAACGGUUUUAAAGACUUGCUCAGUCACAUUUGUAAAUGCAAACAGAGAUUCCCCCUCCUAAAUAAAAUAGUUCAGAUCCUCAAAGUCCUUCCCACCUCAUCGGCCUGCUGUGAGAAGGGGCGCACCGCCCUGCAGAGAGUGCGCAAAAACAACCGCUCUCGGCUCACGCUGGAGCAGCUCAGUGAUCUUUUGACGAUUGCUGUUAAUGGGCCGCCCAUUGCCAACUUUGAUUGCAAAAGGGCACUAGAUAGUUGGUUCGAGGAGAAAUCCGGCAAUAGUUACGCUCUGUCAGCCGAAAUGUUGAGCAGGAUGUCGUCUCUUGAUCAGAAGCCGAUGUUGCAGAGCAUGGACCAUGGCUCUGAGUUUUACCCUGAUAUUUAG